This is a messenger RNA of Bufo gargarizans (Asiatic toad), 2652 nucleotides long. Its product is annotated as zinc finger protein 850-like. Gene Ontology annotation, biological process: negative regulation of transcription by RNA polymerase II; regulation of cytokine production; regulation of immune system process. Bases 154 to 2652 code for a protein of 832 amino acids. The transcript is spliced from 4 exons. The record is from RefSeq and is a predicted model, not a curated record. Lineage: Eukaryota; Metazoa; Chordata; Amphibia; Anura; Bufonidae.
UAUGUGAGGGGUAAUGAGCAGAGUACAGAGGACAUUCCUACAGAUAACCGCCCAGAUCACUGUACCAGGAACUUGGAGAAACAUCUGGUAUCUUCAGAUUUUGAAGUAGAUGAUUAUGGUAUCACAAGAGAUACAUUGCAAGAGCAUGCCAAUAUGCAAGAUAUACCCUCAUUCAAUCACAGCAACAAUGCUUCAUUUGAAUAUUUUAAACAGGUCCAAUCUUCUGAUUCAUCACCGACUGUAACACAGAAUGAAAGUCUCAGAAGAUGUGCUAAACAUCAAACAGCUCACGUAAAAGAGAAACCAUUUUCAUGUUCAGAACAUGAAAAAUGUUUUCAACAAAAAUCUGAUCUUGUUAUACAUGAGAGAAAUCACACAGGGGAGAAGUCAUUUUCAUGUUCAGAAUGUGGGAAAUGUUUUAAGUAUAAAUCAGCUCUUGUUAUACAUCAGAGAAAUCACACAGGGGAGAAGUCAUUUUCAUGUUCAGAAUGUGGGAAAUGUUUUAAGUAUAAAUCAGCUCUUGUUAUACAUCAGAGAAAUCACACAGGGGAGAAGCCAUUUUCAUGUUCAGAAUGUGGGAAAUGUUUUAACCAUAAAUCACAUCUUGUUAUACAUCAGAGAAUUCACACAGGAGAAAAGCCAUUUUCAUGUUCAGAAUGUGGAAAAUGUUUUAACCGUAAAUCGCAUCUUGUUAUACAUCAGAGAAUUCACACAGGAGAGAAGCCAUUUUCUUGUUCAGAAUGUGGAAAAUGUUUUAACCAGAAAUCAGAUCUUGUUAUACAUCAGAGAAUUCACACAGGAGAGAAGCCAUUUUCAUGUUCAGAAUGUGGAAAGUGUUUUAACCAGAAAUCAGGUCUUGUUAUACAUCAGAGAAUUCACACAGGGGAGAAGCCAUUUUCAUGUUCAGAAUGUGGGAAAUGUUUUAACCAGAAAUCAGAACUUGUUAUACAUCAGAGAAAUCACAGAGGGGAGAAGCCAUUUUCAUGUUCAGAAUGUGGGAAAUGUUUCAAUCAUAAAUCAUCUCUUAUUGUUACACAUCAGAGAAGUCACACAGGAGAGAAGCCAUUUUCAUGUUCAGAAUGUGGGAAAUGUUUUAACAGGAAAUCAAAUCUUGUUACACAUCAGAGAAGUCACACAGGAGAGAGACCAUUUUCAUGCUCAGAAUGUGGGAAAUGUUUUAAGCAUAAAUCAGCUCUGGUUACACAUCAGAGAAUUCACACAGGGGAGAAGCCAUUUUCAUGUUCAGAAUGUGGUGAAUGUUUUAAGCAGGAAUCACAUCUUGUUGUACACCAGCGAAUUCACACAGGAGAGAAGCCAUUUUCAUGCUCCGAAUGUGGGAAAUGUUUUUAUCAGAAAUGGGCUCUUGUUGUACAUCAGAGAAUUCACACAGGAGAGAAGCCAUUUUCAUGUUCAGAAUGUGGGAAAUGUUUUAAGCAGAAAUCAGAACUUGUUGUACAUCUGAGAAAUCACACAGGAGAGAGGCCAUUUUCAUGUUCAGAAUGUGGGAAAUGUUUUUAUCAGAAAUGGGCUCUUGUUGUACAUCAGAGAAAUCACACAGGAGAGAAACCAUUUUCAUGUUCAGAAUGUGGGAAAUGUUUUAACCAGAAAUCAGUUCUUGUUACACAUCAGAGAUUUCACACAGGGGAGAAGCCAUUUUCAUGUUCAGAAUGUGGGAAAUGUUUUAACUGUAAAUCAAGUCUUGUUGUACAUCAGAGACUUCACACAGGGGAGAAGCGAUUUUCAUGUUCAGAAUGUGGGAAAUGUUUUCACAAUAAAGGAGAUCUUGUUGUUCAUCAGAGAAUUCACACAGGGGAGAAACCAUUUUCAUGUUCAGAAUGUGGGAAAUGUUUUAACUGUAAAUCAAGUCUUGUUAUACAUCAGAGACUUCACACAGGGGAGAAGCCAUUUUCAUGUUCAGAAUGUGGGAAAUUGUUUAACUGUAAAUCAGGUCUUGUUCAACAUCAGAAAAAUCACACAGGAGAAAAGCAAUUUUCAUGUUCAGAAUGUGGGAAAGGUUUUAACAAUAAAUCAGAUCUUGUUAGACAUCAGAGAAUUCACACAGGGGAGAGGCCAUUUUCAUGUUCAGAAUGUGGGAAAUGUUUUCACAAUAAAUCAGAUCUUGUUAUACAUCAGAGAAUUCACUCAGGAGAGAAGCCAUUUUCAUGUUCAGAAUGUGGGAAAUGGUUUAACUCUAAAGCAGGUCUUGUUAUACAUCAGAGAAAUCACACAGGAGAGAAGCCAUUUUCAUGUUCAGAAUGUGGGAAAUGUUUUCACAAUAAAGGAGAUCUUGUUAUUCAUCAGAGAAUUCACACAGGGGAGAAGCCAUUUUCAUGUUCAGAAUGUGGGAAAUGUUUUUACUAUAAAUCAGAUCUUGUUAGACAUCAUAGAAAUCACACAGGGAAGAAGCCAUUUUCAUGUUCAGAAUGUGGGAAAUGUUUUCAUAAUAAAUCAGAUCUUGUUGUACAUAUGAGAAUUCACACAGGGGAGAAUCCAUUUUCAUGUUCAGAAUGUGGGAAAUAUUUUAACCGUAAAUCAUCUUUUGUUAGACAUCAGAGAAUUCACACAGGGGAGAAGCCAUUUUCAUGUUCAGAAUGUGAAAGGUGUUUCUGCCAUAAAUCAUCUCUUGUUAAACAUCAAAAAACCCACAUAUAA